GAGCAGGCAGGGCGGUCGGGGAACCAUGGGUGAGAGCGCACUGGAGGCCGGGCCUGUGCCCGGGGAGCCGGGGAAGGGUCCCGUGCAUGCCGUGACGGUGGUGACCCUGCUGGAGAAGCUGGCCACCAUGCUGGAGUCCCUGCGGGAGCGGCAGGGUGGCCUGGCUCAGCGACAGGGCGGCCUGGCAGGCUCGGUGCGCCGCAUCCAGAGCGGCCUGGGCGCGCUGAGUCGCAGCCACGACACUACCAGCAACACGCUGGCGCAGCUGCUGGCCAAGGCGGAGCGCGUGGGCUCGCACGCCGACGCCGCCCAGGAGCGCGCGGUGCGCCGCGCCGCCCAGGUGCAGCGGCUGGAGGCCAACCACGGGCUGCUGGUGGCGCGCGGGAAGCUCCACGUUCUGCUCUUCAAGGAGGAGGCUGAAAUCCCAGCCAGUGCCUUCCAGAAGGCGCCAGAGCCCUUGGCCCUGGCCGACCAGUCCGAGCCGGGCGCAGAGCAACCAGAGGCCGAAGUUGGCGAGAGUUCGGACGAGGAGCCGGUGGAGUCCCGGGCUCAGCGGCUUCGGCGCACUGGGUUGGAGAAGGUACAGAGCCUGAAAAGGGCCUUUUCGGGUCGGAAAGGGCCUGCAGCGCCAGCAGCCACGCCGGUCAAGCCACCCCGCCUCGCGCCUGGCCGCAGUGCUGCAAGCCAGCCCGAAGCUGCGCCAGCGCUCGAGCCGGCUUCGGAGCCAGAACCUCCGAAGGACACCGAGGGAGAGCCCGAGAGACCUGGGGCUGCCGAAGUGGCCCAGCUCCAAAUCGAAAGUGCGGCCUGAUGGCUGGGGCUGCCUGCCCGCCCCGUGUCUGUGUCUUGGCGCAAAAUAGAUUCUUUUAACAUGCUGCACUCAUACCCAAAUAAGGAGUGAAUCCUGUACCCGCAGCCGCACUGGCCUCCUUCACUGCCUCUCUCACCCCAGGACCCUGUGUCCUCCAAGAAAGG
Messenger RNA from Ochotona curzoniae (black-lipped pika), 975 nucleotides. It is a transcript of the gene CAVIN3, whose product is annotated as caveolae associated protein 3. The coding region runs from base 26 to 811 and encodes 261 amino acids. NCBI's taxonomy places the organism in Eukaryota, Metazoa, Chordata, Mammalia, Lagomorpha, Ochotonidae. Gene Ontology annotation, cellular component: cytoplasm; caveola. Gene Ontology annotation, molecular function: protein kinase C binding. The transcript has 2 exons. The record is from RefSeq and is a predicted model, not a curated record.